This is a messenger RNA of Yamadazyma jaroonii, 414 nucleotides long. Lineage: Eukaryota; Fungi; Ascomycota; Pichiomycetes; Serinales; Debaryomycetaceae. The record is from the annotation of a GenBank genome assembly.
AUGGUAGAAUUGGAACGAAGUCAGCACACAUUUAGGCAAGUCAAGGAUGCUGGAGCCAAUGGUCAUAAUGUUAGAAGAAAUCGCACCAGUCAAAUUGUGAAAAUUUAUAAUAUGCACCCACAAUUAGAUAGAGUUAGAUUUGAUCCUUGUGCAUCAUUAAUGGAUGCUUUAGAAGAAUGUCAUCGUCAAGAGUUCUUAAGAAAAGCUUUAGGAAUGUGUAAUUUCGAAAAAGAUGAGUUAUCCAAAUGUCUUCAUCACACAAGAGUUAGUGACGCUAAUGAUAGAAUCAGACAAAGUAGAUUGAAACAGAAGAAAUAUGAAGAAAGAAAAAAGAAAGAAGAAGAAGAGUUAUAUGGUAAGAAUAAUAUCUUAAAGAAGGUUAUUGAAAAAGAGGUUGAUAAGAAAUUAAAAUAA